Molecule: messenger RNA, 1124 nt
Organism: Lolium rigidum
Lineage: Eukaryota; Viridiplantae; Streptophyta; Magnoliopsida; Poales; Poaceae
Product: enoyl-CoA delta isomerase 2, peroxisomal-like
Exons: 1
Coding region: 74-796 (240 amino acids)
Biological process (GO): fatty acid beta-oxidation
Cellular component (GO): peroxisome
Molecular function (GO): enoyl-CoA hydratase activity; delta(3)-delta(2)-enoyl-CoA isomerase activity
Source: RefSeq, a predicted model, not a curated record
UCAUUUUUUUUUCCCCGAUGAGACCAACCUUGACCGGAAGUUGUCAAUCACCUAGCGAUCCCCAAUUCCCCAAAUGGACAUGGCGAACAUGUGCACAGUGGAGAAGCACGGCCGCGUCCACCUCAUCACCCUCACCGGCGCCGGCGAGCACCGCCUGGGUCCGGCCCUCAUCUCCGCCCUCCGCUCCGCCGUGGCCACCGUACGCGCCUCUCCCGGUGGCGGCGCCCUUGUCCUGGCCGCCGAAGGCAAGUACUUCUCCAACGGCUUCGACCAAGCCUGGGCGCGCACGGUCCCACUCCACCUCCACGCCUCCAUGAGAGGAGCCUUCCGCGGCCUGUUGGCGGACCUCAUCGCGCUGCCCAUGCCCACCGUGGCGGCGGUCACGGGCCACGCAGCUGCCGCCGGCUGCGUGCUAGCCCUCGCCCACGACGCCGUCGUCAUGCGUGCCUCCCGCGGGUUCCUCUACAUGAGCGAGGUCGACGCCGGCCUCAAGAUGGCCGAUUUCUUCGGGGAGGUGCUCCGGCAGAAGGUGCCUGACGCGGCGGCCAGGCGGGACAUGAUCCUCAGAGGGGACAAGAUGACGGCGGCGGAAGGGGUGCGGCGGGGCGUGGUGGACGCGGCCGUGGACGGCGGCGUCGAGGACGUGGUGGCCGCGGCCGUCGCGGCGGCCGAGGGGCUCGCUGCGAGGGGGUGGGACGGGGAGGUCGUGGCCGAGAUCAGGAAGGCCAUGUGGCCCGCCGUGUGGGGCAAGGUCAAGGAUUACGGCGCCGCCGAGGCGGCGCGGCCGCGGCUGUAGGAUUGCUCUGCGUCUACGACGUGCUGAACUCCACUUAGGAACUGAAUAAUCGAGAGGAAUUGCUUGCCGCAAUCUGGCCAAAGAACUCCACUGUUGGCAUCCUUUGUUUUCGGUGAAGUGUGGCAAAUUGUAAAAACCCCAUUGUUUCUCUGAAAGAGCUUCUUGCUGCUAGAUCGAUGUACUUCCUGAUUGCUCUACGUUGUUGUAGUUCUCCUGUCAGCUUGCAUACCACUAUCGGCGUUUAGUUUCGCUCAACAUAGUUUCUUCUGAAGAACUGCACAUUUCCUUGUCAUUGAGCUCAUCAAACUGAAUCCCCUUUGGACAUGUA